UCGAGACGCGUCAGUAUUCGGCGCGUCAGCGUGAUGUGGCCAAGGCCUGACGCCGAAGAUCCGUCCUAUCUCACCUCGUCCGUCAGCGAACAAGCGUUCGACCGAGUGGCGUUCCCGUCAACGUCAACACAGUCCGCGGAAAUCCACCGCGCAAAAGACUCUCAUCUACCCUCUUCGACGAGUUUUCACGACCUCCUACUCAACUCCCCGGUGUCGCUCUCGGAGCUGGGCCCUCUGCGAGAGUUGUACGAAGCCCUCGAGAAAGAGACCGGCCGUUGUGACGUGUUCCGUCCCUGUGUGGCCGGCGAGGGCUGCAUCAGGUGCAGUGGCUCAGCGCUCACCCUCAACAAUUCAUGCGUCUGCCUGUGUGACAAGCCUGACUCUUGUUUCCACAACAAACUGACUUUGGCCUCUUCGUCAUCGACACUUUUCAAGCCAAGUGCUCUGCAUGUCAGUCGACUCAACUACUCGCAACUGAAGGACGAGGAUGAAGAUACCAUGAAUAUGACGACUGUGUCAGAAGCAGAAAACCGAGAUAAAUUCAAGAGGACAAAAGAACAAUCUUCGCCAGCAGGAGAUGAAAGGGAGCCGCCGACAAGCGAUGAGGACACCGUCUCUUCAAAUUGCACUUCAUCUUCCUCCUCCUCCUCCUCCACCUCCUCCUCAGCCACUUCCUCCUCUUCAUCAACGUCAUCGUCCUCAUCAACGUCUUCCAAUUUCAACGCUUUUCUAUCGUCAACGACUUCAUCGUCUUCUUCAUCGUCUACCUCUUCUUCAUCUUCCUCAGUUAUUCCCGCAUUCAAAUCGUGUCAGACUGCCGAAGAAGGGACCUUAGACAAUGAUUUCACAAGUAAUACUGAUAAACAGAUAAAGGACAGCUCAGCUACGCCAAGAACAUUGAAAGAGGACAGACUCAACUUCAAUAGUUUGAUUCCAGUUUGUGAUGAAAAGAGCUAACCCACGGCUUUUUCAAGUAAAAACUGAUGAAUUUUUCUUUCAAGUGGAAAUAUUGUUUUGACUGAAGUUGAUGAUUAAAAUUCAAAGAUAGAAUAUUUUUUUAAAUGCUAUUAAUAGGUAUCGUUUUUUUUCAACUUGUUUGUCACAAAUCUAUGCAAGAUCGUUAUCUGAAUGAAAUAAUUAUGAUAUUGGUAUCAUGUAAUAAAUUGUUCACUGUUCAGUGGAAUACCUAUUCUUGAAACCCCAUUUUCCUAACAUUCAUAAUCAAGUAAUUUUGAUAAUUUGCUCAAAGUCAAAUCCAGUCAGAGUCAAUCCAAAUUUGUAAAUUCUCAGCACAUUUUCCAGCUAUUUAUUCACUCCUAUAGCAGGUGACGUUGUAAUUUCAGAAAUCAGAAAUUCUACCUGAUGCAUUUCAGUUGAGAUUAAUCUUUUUUUUUUGUAUAAUAUUGAUUUUGAUUAUAUUAUGAAACUGUGUAUCGAUGUAUAACAACAAGAACUACAAUAGAUAUUGCAAGCACACCAAUUAUCC
This is a messenger RNA of Nilaparvata lugens (brown planthopper), 1486 nucleotides long. Its product is annotated as putative protein TPRXL. The transcript is spliced from 2 exons. Bases 34 to 957 code for a protein of 307 amino acids. The record is from RefSeq and is a predicted model, not a curated record. NCBI's taxonomy places the organism in Eukaryota, Metazoa, Arthropoda, Insecta, Hemiptera, Delphacidae.